Acanthocheilonema viteae is the source of this 1716-nucleotide messenger RNA. The record is from the annotation of a GenBank genome assembly. Lineage: Eukaryota; Metazoa; Nematoda; Chromadorea; Rhabditida; Onchocercidae.
AUGAAUUCUAAUUCCAAGUUUCAUCUGGAGGAUCAAUUAUCCACCGCAUCGACGUCUCCUAUGAAUGAAACGGAAUUAGAUUUCGAACCUGUUGUCGGCGAUCUAUCAGAUAUUACAACUACAUCUGCAGUGGUACCAAUUACGACCAAACAGUUGAUGACGCAAACAGGUGAAGACGUGUAUGAUGUAAUUACUGCUAGUCCUUCAGGUUCCUCUGAUGGAAGCAGCAAUGAGUUUGUGAAGGUGGAACAUAGCGAUGUGCAACAGAAUGUUGAAUUAACCGGUAAUCCAUUGUCAUUCAAAAUGUUGCAAAUGCAUGAUGAUGCCGAUAAUGAGAAGAGAGGAACAGAUCGAAAAUAUCCUGUUGGAAACAUAAUGGAUCGCGAAUUUGUAUCAGAGGAACCUUACAGCGGGAUUUUGCCUAGAGCUGAAGAGUUUGCAGAAUUUGCCGCUGAAAAAGUGAGCGAUAUAACCAAAGCAGGUGCAGGAAAAGUAAUGGAUGCAACAAAUAAAGCUGUGAAUGAUGCCAAGGUAGCAGGAGAAUCACUUGACGAUACAAUCCAUCUCUUUGGUGACAAGCUGAAAGAAACAACGAGACAGGCAGGAGAUAUGGGACAUCAAGCAGUAGAGGCUGCCAAAGAUACUACUUCAAAUAUGCUAUCCGGGAUAGAUAUGUCAGAGAAAACUCGCAGUAUUGGUGCAGAUGUGGCACAUUCGUUAGAUGAAGGCGCAAACAAAGCGAUGGAUACUUUCAAGGAGGAAUUUGAUGAUGUCAGUCAUGGCAUUUUGGAUACCGCUCAUCUUGCUACCAGCACUUUAAAAAACACAUUACAAGAAGCGGGUGACGUCCUUAAAGAUGCAGCACCUCAAUUAGUUCAUUCUGCCGAAGAUAGUUUGUCAGAUUUGAAUAACAAAAUAAAAAACAGUGAUUUGUAUGCUAGAAUCGAAACAAGCGGUGCAAUAAAACCCAGACAGGAAGACUUGAUUGGACUUACCGAUGAGAUUAACAGUGCGUCGGAGCGUGAUGCGGGGUAUCGUUCAAUAUUCCAGCAAUCGACAGGUGGUACCCAUCAAGAUGUAGAUUACCCAUCAGGAAAGUGGAAUUUGGAUUGGAGACAGUAUGCUAACGAAGAGACAGGGAUCGGUGCACAUCAUUCCGAUUUUGAUGUUAAAGCAGUUCACUCUGCAGAAAAUGCAAUCCAUGAUGAAAUUGUUGAUGUGCAUGACCAAGUAGACUCGAUGAUUGCUAAAAUGUCCGUUGCAGGUGCCCCACAGCAUGAUGAUAGCAGUGCAGAGGAAAGUAUGUUUGACAGAAAAGGACCAUUGACUAUACCACAGCAGACUCCCGAUGAUAUGAUACAGUUCGAACAUGGCUUUGACUCUUCAAAACAAAGCGGUUUUGAAGUGUCGCCCCGUCCACCCACACCACCAAAAGAGCUCGAUGAUGAGGACGUAAAACCGACCACGAUUGAUUUGGGACAAACAGCCGGUAGAUUACUUGUCACUGGUGAACAUCGAAGUUCGAUAUUGAAAAACAGUACACAAGGUGCCAGAUUUAAUUUCAAGGAUAUGGAUGCAAGAUCAGUCUACUGUAUCUGGCAUACACCUAAUAAUGAUGCUAUGUUGGAUUGCUUGCAUGAUAUGUUGUUCCUGGAGUCUGUGCUGCAUAUUGUUGGUGAAAUGCGACUAAAGCUAGGGAGCAUCCAGAAAGAAUGA